This is a messenger RNA of Brassica rapa (field mustard), 5374 nucleotides long. RefSeq lists its product as uncharacterized. The record is from RefSeq and is a predicted model, not a curated record. Lineage: Eukaryota; Viridiplantae; Streptophyta; Magnoliopsida; Brassicales; Brassicaceae.
CGAGAAGAUUCCCUGAACCCUUUGUCUUUUUACUUAUUUUAUAUGCAGUAUUAUUCAGAAAUCUUGUUUGUGUCAUCCUGCUUAAUGAUUGAGUAGUAGGCAAAGCUUGCUUAGGGUUGUAGGGUGUUAGCCGCAUGAACUGAACACAAAUAAGUGAUCUCAACUAUCUUCAUUCAUAUUGAUCUUACUGCCUGCAUUGAACUGAUCACUUAAUGUUGGAUCUAUGAUUUAAUCCUCUAGCUAACCGUUAGGAGAUAAGUCGACCUAUAUUGAAUGAGCUUAGUAUCCCUAAUCAGCGAGAGUAGAUAUUAGGGUAUUAAGUGAACUAAUCAGAUCUCGCAUCUAAAGCUUGCUUUCGCGUCUUGUUCCAAGCGAGAGCUUAGGAUUCAAGACCGACUCGCAUAGGGAUCAAGAUCACGAUAGUGAGUUGUUCCAGCUGAGUGAUCUGAGUUCUAGAUCGCAUUUCAUCGCACUUGAAUAGUUGUUCAGUUCUGCAAGUAACAUCCGAUUAUUGACCCUAAGCCAGCUUCAUUUAAAUUGAAUUCAAAUUACCUAGGCAUUCUUGUUACUUUUGUCGCAAUUAAUUCUCAAAACCCACUUGUUUCUCAGCUUGACAUUGAACUCAUAAGAGUAAAGAGUAAACUGGUCCUCUGGAUUGAAUCUCAAAUAUUACAAUUACCACUGUUAACUUGACAGUAGCAAGGAUUCAUUUUUAGUGUAUCAAGUUUUGGCGCCGUUGCGACGGGGACUAAGCUUUUACCUUUAUUUUUCAGUUUAAUAUUUAGUCUGAGAUAUCUAACUUGCUUUACUUCUUUGUUGGAACAGAUGAUCCAAGUGCAUGACCAGUAGACAUACUCGGAGCAACGCACAAGGACCACUACAUCAGCUGACUAACGAAGAACUCGCAAGAUUAGAAAGACAGAACCGUCAACAGCCAAGAACAACCGACACCAACAUGGGUGAUCAUGGCAAUAUGGAUGACCUCACUGCUGCAUUGGCACUCAUUCAACAACAAAUGCAGAAUCAGCAACAGCAGAUGCAGCAGAUGCAGCAAACCAUCCAGAAUCAGCAACAAGCUGCACAAGAGCAAGCAGCCGAGAACGCUGCGCGAGAGGAGCGUGGUGCUCUUAUUGGGGAGCGAAACCUUCCGAGGAAUUUUGCUACUAACCGCUCCCCCAUCAACCCUCCACCCUGUACUCGACAGGAUUAUGAGAUCAAACCUGCACUGAUUGGUCUGGUACAGAAGAGCACAUUCAGUGGCCUCACUUCAGACAUACCAAUGGAUCACAUAGAGGCCUUUGAGAGGAUCUGCAAUUUCUCUCGCUCAAAUGGAGUGCCACCGGAUUACGUCAAGUGCACGCUGUUCCCAUUUUCUCUUGAAGGGAAAGCUGCACGUUGGCUGCAAUCUCUCCCAACCGGUUCUCUAACCUCAUGGGAUCAGGUUCGAUCAGCAUUCCUGAGCCACUUCUACACAAAGUCCAAAACCGCGGCUCUAAGGCAUAGAAUCUCCAACUUCAAGCAGAAAUCUGAUGAACCCUUUUAUGAAGCUUGGGAGAGGUAUAAAGAGUACCAGAGGGAAUGUCCACACCACGGGUUUGAUGACGAUUACAUAUUGGAGGUGUUCUACGAUGGAGUGAGCUAUGAGUACCGGAACACCCUCGAUUCCUCUAGUAACGGAGACUUCAUGACUCAGACCACCCCUGGUGCAUUCGCGUUGAUUGAGAACAUGGCUUCCAGUUCACUCAACAAGAACAAGGAGCAUGAUCGCUCCAAAAGUGUGAACAGCAUAGACGAUCUAGCGGCGAAGGUGGACCAACUGCUGAAGGGAAACCAGAGCCAGGUCUUCAUAAUGGAAGAAGCAACUCCUGAGAAGAGUGCGGGGGACAAGGCGUUUGAAGCUGAGCAGGCAGGAGACGAUCAGCAGGAAGUGAGUUACGUAAAUGGACAAGGGUGGCAGCUGAAGAAUUAUCACCCAAACCCUAACGUAAGGAACAAUCCACAACUUUUCUGGCCUAAGCAGGACAAACAAGUUGAUCCGGCGCAGAACAACCAGGGCCAGUAUUCGGGAUAUCAGAAGAACUAUCAACCCCGAACAUAUGUUCUAAGCCAACCGCAGAGCAAUCAGCCUCAAAUACAGAACCACCAGAACACUCAAGUCGCUACCUCCACCCCUGUCGCUGUUCCGCAAGAUGAAACUAAAACCAUGCUGCAGCAACUCCUCCAAGGACAACAGCUCCAAGGGAAAGCGCUGAACCAGGUCACUACCGAGAUCAAUACUAGGAUGAACCAUAUGUUCGGAGACCUGAGCACCAAAUAUGAUAAUGUCGCAAGCCAUAUGAGACAGAUGGACAUUCAGAUAGCUCAGACUGCCGAGAGUGUCAAGAGACAGCAAGGUACUCUACCUGGUAAAACAGACAAAAACCCCAAGGAGUGCAAUGCGGUUCAGCUAAGAAGCGGGAAGCAACUUUCCGAGCCAGAAAGGAGAAGGUUCACCGCGGCUGAGAAAGGCAAGCAGAAAGAGUCAGAGCAACCACCAGCCGACCAAGCAGAUGAGGGGAAUACAGAGCCGGUAGUUGAAACAGCCUCGCCACGCUCAGAACAACCGGCUGAAGCAGUGCGCCCGAUUCCAGAGGCUGUUCCUCCUCGCGAAUACAUUCCAAAAGUCCCUUACCCUGUUCCAGCGAAGGUCACUCGUAAGGACAAGGAGGAAAUAAAAUGCAGGAAGAUGCUGGAAGAUCUAACCGUCCGACUUCCCCUGAUGGAUGCGAUUCAGAUGAUGCCCUCCAUGCGUAGCUUUAUGAAGGGGUUGAUCUCAGGGAAAAUAUCAGACGAGAGCGAGUUCAUGACAGUUUCCAAGGAGUGCAGCGCAGUGCUUCAGAACAGGCAAAUAAAAAAACGAGGAGAUCCCGGCAAAUUUGUCCUCUCUAUCCAGAUUGGGAAGACAGUUUUCGCCUGCUCCUUGGUGGAUCUUGGGUCUAGCGUGAAUCUCAUGCCCUACUCUGUCGCUUUACGACUCGGAUACACGCACUUCAAACCAACUAAGAUGUCCUUGGUUUUCGCAGACAGAUCAGUCAAAUCUCCUGUUGGUAUUCUAGAGGAUCUCCAAGUGAAAGUAGGGAACACCACUGUUCCAGCAGACUUCGUUGUUCUGGAAUUGGAAGAAGAGUCUAAGGACCCCCUCAUCUUGGGAAGACCAUUCUUAUGUACUGUCGGAGCUAUCAUUGAUGUGCGACAGGGAAAGAUUGAUCUGAAUCUUGGGGACAUAGUUAUGCAAUUCGAAAUGGAUGAGUUGCUAAAGAAGCCGAUGUUGGAUGGACAAACCUUUGAGGUCAAUGAAGGGGUUGAUCCGCUCCAACCACAAGAAGGAAUGAUCGAGGAGAUUCUUACCGAAGACCCACUGGAACUUGCACUGGUGCGUGCUGAAGCCGAGCAGAGUAUGGUGAACAUUGAUGCUGAUGGAUAUGCCAAGAUGCUUGACUCCGCAAGGAGUAUGGGGAGAAUGGUAGCGAGUCUAAGUCUGGGGGAGGAUAUCAACAGGUGCGAGACCACUCCAUCUGGAGCGACCCCUAAACCGGACCAACCAGAGGAUCCCUGGAGCGAGCUCAAGGCUCCCAAAGUUGAGCUAAAACCCCUUCCCAAAGGGCUCAGGUACGCUUUCUUAGGUCCGAAUUCCACAUAUCCUGUCAUUGUGAAUGCUGAGCUGAAUAAUGUGGAAACUGCAUUGCUUUUAUGCGAGCUUAGAAAAUAUCGUAAGGCAUUAGGAUAUUCGCUAGCUGACAUCCCUGGUAUUUCGCCUGAUUUAUGCAUGCAUAGAAUCCACUUGGAAGAUGAAUCAAUGACUUCUGUCGAACAUCAGAGGAGGUUAAACCCGAAUCUAAAAGAUGUCGUUAAGAAAGAGAUAAUGAAACUUCUUGAAGCAGGUGUGAUCUAUGCGAUUUCUGAUAGUAAAUGGGUCAGUCCUGUUCAUGUUGUACCUAAGAAAGGUGGGAUCACUGUUAUCACAAAUGAAAAGAAUGAAUUGAUCCCUACUAGGACGGUGACAGGACAUCGCAUGUGCAUAGAUUUCAGGAAAUUAAAUGCAGCAACUAGAAAGGAUCACUUCCCACUCCCUUUUAUUGAUCAAAUGCUUGAGAGAUUGGCUAACCACCCAUAUUACUGCUUUUUAGAUGGUUAUUCAGGUUUCUUUCAGAUUCCCAUCCAUCCAGACGAUCAGGAGAAAACGACGUUCACAUGCCCCUACGGAACGUACGCUUACAGGAGAAUGCCAUUCGGCUUGUGCAAUGCGCCAGCAACAUUCCAGCGCUGCAUGAUGUCGAUCUUUACUGACCUGAUUGAAGACAUUAUGGAAGUUUUCAUGGACGAUUUCAGCGUCUAUGGAAGCUCCUUUAAUGUCUGUUUGUCAAACUUGUGCAGGGUUCUUAAAAGAUGUGAGGAGAAACACCUCGUACUCAACUGGGAGAAAUGCCACUUCAUGGUCACAGACGGGAUUGUUCUAGGGCACAAGAUCUCCGAGAAAGGAAUUGAGGUGGAUAAGGCAAAGAUCGAAGUGAUGAUGAGUUUGCAACCACCAACAAACGUGAAGGCCAUCAGGAGUUUCUUGGGUCACGCUGGGUUUUACCGACGGUUUAUCCAGGAUUUCUCAAGGAUAGCAAGACCACUCACCAGACUGCUCUGUAAGGAGAUCAAGUUCGAUUUCGACAGUGAGUGUCUAGCUGCUUUCCACACCAUCAAGGGAGCUCUAGUCAGUGCACCUGUUGUGCAACCACCAGACUGGGACCUACCCUUUGAAAUCAUGACUGAUGCAAGUGAUUUUGCAGUUGGAGCAGUACUUGGGCAGCGUAAGGACAAGAAACUUCAUGUGAUCUAUUACGCUAGCAAAACUAUGGAUGAAGCUCAGUGCAGAUACGCUACAACUGAGAAAGAGCUUCUGGCUAUUGUUUUUGCUUUCGAAAAAUUUAGGUCCUACCUAGUGGGAUCUAAAGUGAUUGUGCACACAGACCAUGCUGCUCUUAAGUACCUGCUCACAAAGAAAGAUGCGAAACCGAGGUUGUUAAGGUGGAUUCUUCUUCUCCAAGAAUUUGAUCUAGAGAUAAAAGAUAAGAGAGGUGUCGAGAAUGGGGUCGCUGACCAUCUGUCCAGAAUGAAGAUUGAGGACGACACAACUCUUGAUGAGGAACACCCAGUUGAACACGUCAACGCGAUUGGUCUGUGUUACGCGGAACAAUCUCUAAGAACCAUGUCAGACUGUUCCAGCAUCGCGGAACAACCUCCGAGGAAAGCGCCCGAUUGUUCUCACAUCUCGAAACAUCAUGUCGCCUUGAUCCAAAAGCAAUAUCCUCACCUCCCAUGGUUUGCUGAGAUUGCUAACUUCUAG